CCACCCCAACCCCAAACACUAUCAUACAAGGUGUCUGUCAAUCUUUAACUCCACAUUUCAAUUUUAGGGGAGUGGCAGCUGAGGAGUUGGUAGUUAGAUCAGCUAAUAGUACCCCUUGCCUAUUAUUUUCAAGAAAAUUUUCCUUAUAUCUUGUUAGAUAGCAAACUUUCUUUCACAAAUCUCCUUUUUGGGUACACUAUAAAUCCAAAAAAUUCAACCCCAUUUCAAGAUUUUCCCUUUACCCAAACCCCAUUAUCAUAAAGAUUCAUUUUUUUUUCAACCCCAUUUCAAGAUUUUGCCUUUCCCCAAACCCCAUAAUCAUAAAGUUUCAAUUUGUUUUCAAGAAAAAUGAGACCAACUACAGUAUUUGGUGGAGUGUUCUUGUUGUUGGCAGUGUAUUGUGGAUUGGACCCUUUUAAGCACAGUGCAAUUUCUGAGUUCCCAAAUUUUGAGUCUUUUAAGGUUGAGAUGCCAGCUUGGUCUGAAAUCCCAGUUGAAAAAGAUUCUCAAAAUUUGCUUCAGAAAUCUGAAAUUAAGUUCUUGGACCAAAUUCAGGGGCCAGAAAGUAUUGCUUUUGAUCCUCAGGGUAGAGGACCCUAUACAGGGAUAGCUGAUGGAAGAGUUGUGUUUUGGGAUGGUGAGAAAUGGAAUGAUUUUGCUUAUACCUCAGCUAAUAGGUCAAGCUUAUGUGAUCCAAAACCGUCACCCUUGAGCUAUUUGAAGAACGAGCACAUCUGUGGUAGGCCUUUGGGGUUACGGUUUGACAAAAGAGCAGGUGACUUAUAUAUUGCAGAUGCAUAUUUGGGGUUAAUGAAAGUAGGCCCUGAAGGUGGAUUAGCAGAAUCUUUGACAACUGAGGCUGACGGGGUGCCUAUAGGAUUCGCAAAUGAUUUGGAUGUUGAUGAUGAAGGGAAUGUUUAUUUUACGGAUAGCAGCACAAAGUACCAACGCAGGAAUUUUAUACAGCUGGUUUUCUCGGCAGAAGAUAGUGGGAGGGUUCUCAAAUACAACCCUAGGACAAAAGAAACCACUGUUCUUAUUAGCAACCUUCAAUUCCCAAAUGGUCUGUCACUAAGCAAGGAUGGUUCCUUCUUUAUAUUUUGUGAAGGUUCCAAGGGCAGGCUACGAAAGUACUGGCUGAAAGGUGAGAAAGCCGGGACAUCAGAAGUAAUAGCAAUCCUCCCUGGAUAUCCAGACAACGUAAGAGCAAACGAUAGAAACGAGUUUUGGGUAGCAAUCCACUGUCGUCGUACCAUUUACAGUUACAUAAGCUCCAUAUACCCUCAUCUCCGUCACUUCUUGCUGAAACUUCCCAUCUCUGCAAAGCUCCAAUACCUCAUUCACAUUGGUGGCAAGUUCACUGCAGUCGUCGUGAAGUAUAGCCCCGAGGGAAAGCUGUUGCAGAUAUUGGAAGAUCGACAAGGGAAAGUCGUUAGAGCUGUCAGCGAGGUAGAGGAGAGGGACGGGAAGCUUUGGAUGGGAAGUGUUCUGAUGUCUUUCAUAUCAGUUUAUCAACUAGAAUGAACUCUUGAGCUUUUUGCUUUUGCUUUGUUUCAUCAUCAAUUACUUCUCUUUUGGAAAAGACUCAUUUUACUUGAGAGAGUUGUUUGUAGCAUAUAUUUUAAAAAAUAAAGAUUUGAUAGUGGCGUACACAA
This is a messenger RNA of Solanum dulcamara, 1655 nucleotides long. RefSeq names its product protein STRICTOSIDINE SYNTHASE-LIKE 3-like. The record is from RefSeq and is a predicted model, not a curated record. The coding region runs from base 349 to 1524 and encodes 391 amino acids. Gene Ontology annotation, molecular function: strictosidine synthase activity. Gene Ontology annotation, biological process: biosynthetic process. Lineage: Eukaryota; Viridiplantae; Streptophyta; Magnoliopsida; Solanales; Solanaceae. The transcript is spliced from 4 exons.